Molecule: messenger RNA, 1056 nt
Organism: Penicillium maclennaniae
Lineage: Eukaryota; Fungi; Ascomycota; Eurotiomycetes; Eurotiales; Aspergillaceae
Product: RNA-binding protein
Exons: 4
Coding region: 1-1056 (351 amino acids)
Molecular function (GO): RNA binding
Source: RefSeq, a predicted model, not a curated record
AUGUCUGCCGUCGACGCUCUGACUACCGACAUGGCUGCUGCCACCGUCAACGAAACCGCCAACACCAACGGCACUGCCCCGGCCGCUACUCAGUCCGCCGAUGCUGCGGCUGCCAGCGCCGAUGAGGGCCGUCGUCUGUACAUCGGAAACCUCGCCUAUGCGACCACCGAGGAGGAGCUUAAGGAAUUCUUCAAGAGCUACACCAUCGAGAGCACCUCGAUCCCGGUGAACCCCCGUACUAACCGCCCCGUUGGAUACGCCUUUGUGGAUCUUGCCACUGCCCAUGAGGCUUCCGCCGCCAUUGAGGAACUUUCCGGCAAGGAGAUUCUUUCGCGUAAGGUGUCCGUCCAGUUGGCUCGCAAGCCCGAGCCCGCGGAGGCAAAGGAAGGUGCUGCCAGCGGAGGUGAGGGUGCUAGCGGCAACGAGGGCCGCAAGCGGACCGGUGGCCGUGGUCGUGGCCGUGGUCGCGCUCGUGGCCGUGGCGGUCGCGUUGGACGCGGUCGUGGAGUCCAGGAGGGUCAGGAACCCACCGAGGCUACUGCCACCGAGGAGACUCCUCUGGCCGAGAUUACGAACGAGACUGAGGCCGCUGGAGUGGAGGGCAAGCAGCAGGGCAAGGCCCGUGCCGCCCGCCCUCAGAAGCAGCGUGGCCCCCCCGAGGAUGGCAUUCCUUCCAAGACCAAGGUCAUGGUCGCUAACUUGCCCUACGACUUGACCGAGGACAAGCUGAAGGAGAUCUUUGCCGAUUACAACCCCGUCUCCGCCAAGGUCGCUCUGCGUCCCAUUCCCCGUUUCAUGAUCAAGAAGCUCCAGGCCCGCAACGAGCGCCGCAAGACUCGCGGUUUCGGUUUCGUUAACCUGGCCACCGAGGAGCUCCAAGCCAAGGCCGUCAGCGAGAUGAACGGCAAGGAUAUUGAUGGCCGCACUAUUGCUGUCAAGGUCGCCAUUGACAGCCCCGGCAAGGAGGAUGAUGUUAAUGCUGCUGCCGAUCAGUACGAGGAGACCGCUGCUCCUGCUGAGGAGAACACCGCCCCCGCUGCCCCCACCGAGGCCUAA